CAGGUAUCCUGGAAAGUGUAUCUAUAGGCGAAGCUAUUAUUUCUCUUACCAAGCAGACAAAGGUAUGGUUGCUUAAAAAUUGGGAUAUUAGUUGUGCAAUCAUAGGGAAGUUCACUCAGGGAAAUAAGGUCGAAGAAAAGUGCCUGACCCAUCGAGUUGUAAUAGACGAAGGUGAGCUCGAUUUCUUAAUCCAGGAUUGUAUUAAAGAGGGAAUAUAUGCCGGUAGCGAUAAAUGUCCGCUUGGACAUAUACUUACGUAUUAUGAGGGUCAUCAACCUCAAUAUACACAUAUGCGUGCCUCAAUGCUAGCAUAUGCCCAUAUAAACUUGCUAGAAAUACUCCGAAGAUUUGGCCCUAAUGAAGUGGAAGGAGCAGAUACCAGUAAGUUUCAAUGUCUGCAUAAAAUUCCUUCUUGUGCAAUAUGUGGAGCAGGAGUCUUUUAUUUAAAAGAAGCAGUCAAAGAAUUUGCCAAAGAAGUGAAGGUUCACUACGUGAACAGAAUAAUGGGCUAUUUAUCAUGUAAUGAGCAUAAGCCAUUCGUAUGUGCUGUUUGUUUUGGGAAAUGGCACUUUCGCUCAGAUCCUUGGAAGAAUACCAGUAGAGAUGUUACCAAAGAGUCUGAGCCAAAAGAGGAAAAGAUUCGAGAAAUACAGCCUGUCCAAUAG
Molecule: messenger RNA, 665 nt
Organism: Funneliformis geosporum
Lineage: Eukaryota; Fungi; Glomeromycota; Glomeromycetes; Glomerales; Glomeraceae
Source: the annotation of a GenBank genome assembly